AUUGGCCAAUGAGCUUGCCCGAACACGAUGGCGGACGAAUUCCUUUAUCCUUGCAUAACAACAAUGUAAACACUAUUUACACACAUGGUAAAUUACACUUUUUAUUAAAAACAAUUAAUUUAUUUAGCUCAUAUAUACAAGAAGUCUCCCGCUGUUAUUUACCACCUCUUCUAGUGAGAUUGUAAUUAAAGAUUACGUUAGUCUUCAACACUAACUUCAAAGUAGGCGUAGUCGUAGAUUGAAAAUUAAAAAUAUUUUUUUUUUUAAAUAAUAUAAUUUAGACGUCGUGUUCAGCUACAAAAAACCAUACUCAUUGAUUUAAUGAGUAUUAAUUAAUGUAUUAAGAAUGGACUCAUUUAUUAUUUUUAAUUAUACUAUGUAAAAGUCUCAAAGGCCAUUAUUAAUUAUUGAUAUAUUAAUUAAUAUUAAUAUUAAUUGGGAUUGCUUGGACCUGCAUGAUUUUGGAUUGGCAGGCCUAAUAAUAUUAUAAUAAUAAUAAGUCAUUGAUUUUUGAUUGAAAGUGUAGCCUAGGUCUAGUCUAGUAAUGCUAAUGUUAAUAAUAUCAGGCCUAUAAAAUAUAGGCUAUACAUAGACAUAGGAUAUAACAUAACUAUUUUUUAAUAGGUGGAAGCAAGCAUAGAUUUAAAUUUAAUUUUUUUAUUAUAAUUAAUAAUUAGGCUUACCUAUAAUUAUAUCGUUUUCUAUAAUUAAAAACUACACUUAAAAUUUACUUAGAUUCAUUCAGUAGAGUCAGGGAUUUAAAGAUUACAUACUAUUAAAACUCUCCUAUCAAUUUUUAUUGAGAGCUGAUCAUAUUCCCAGUAAGAACAAAAAAUGGCAAAAAAAUUUUUUUUCGUCUGGUGAAAAGUGUUGGAGGGGGGGGGGGUUUUGAUGAAGAUACUGAAUGGGGUAGCAUUCAAAGGGAGCAUGUAAAUCAACUUUGCAAAAUUAUUCCUAAUACAAUUUUUAUGGUAAACACUAAUUUUGUGAGUUUUCUUGAACAAAAAAAAGUAUUUAAGACUAUGUGGUGUAUAGCUUACAGUUUGGUUAAAGUGACUUAGCAAGAGAAAAGGGCAUCACCUCGUUUAGUAAAGUGUAUGAGCAUCAUUGAAAGACAAAUGUUUUCCAUAAUUGAUGGCAAAAUUAAUUUAGUAUUAGAAAAGUGUGACUCAAAUGCUAAAGAGAAAAAAAAUUCCGAAUUUAAUAUUGCCACAAACUUUUUUGCAUCUUUUGACAUGCACAUAAUUGCAUUGAAGUACCUACCCUUUAACUUAGGCCUAGAUAGUAUGGAAAUAUAGGCUACUAUUACUAUUAGUUUUGCAUAGGGGCCCUGCAACCCCUGCUACUGCAGAGGCCUUUGAUAUUUAAGGGGCCCAAGUUUUGAUGUGGAAAAUUUUAAACUUUGAUGUGAGGGGCCCAAGACUUAAAAGUGGCAGGUAGUGCUAAUCUUAAGCAAGAGAAAAGUGUUUAGAGAGCAUCUUUGAGCACUACACUCAAAACUAUCUCUUUUUAAACUACAUUAUCUAUUAAUAUUAGGUUUUAUUAAAGUACACAUACUUCUAAGUCUAAAGGUAUCAGGAAUAUCCUGAUGAUCAAAUCUUGCAAAAAAUAAACUGACACUACGAGUCAUAGUUUAGUGACACUUAAUUUUAAUGAUAUGUGGGCAUAAAAUUUCAUGUUCCUUAUUUUUACCUAACCAAUGAAAUUAUUUUUCUAUCAUUUAAUAAAAGUUAUUAUCUGGUUAUCUAGUCUUAGGUGCUGUUGAAACCUAUUUUUAAAACUUACAAUGGAACUCUGUUCAUUUUUCCACCUUGACACUAUGGUCUGAUGCCAACACUUGAGCCUGUGCAACGGCGUGGUAGUUACUGAAUGCCCAUAAAGCAUGUGUUGGCAAAUCUAUAUUUUUUACCAGUGACCAGAUUAGGAUAAUAAAAUAAGUAUUAUUUCCGUUAAUCUUGCAUUUGUAAAUCCACACAUUUCUGAUGUCACAUUUUUAACUGUAAAUGAAUUUUUUUUGUUUUGUUUGCUAAGCCACGUUUCAAUGACCGAAAUCAUCAAAUGGCAUCAGUAGACACUCGUGGCGCCGAUUCAGAUGGUAAUGGAUCACUGACACCAUCAGAGCAGAGUGAGAAUGAGGAACGUAGUGAGCAUGAUUCUGAUUAUGAAAGUGAUGAUGGAGAUGACCAUCUGGAACCAAAGUAUGUAGUUUAUUUCUACUGAUAUAUUUCUUUAUUAUGUACCACUAUUCACAAUGUAUAGUUUGCUCUUUUUUUUUUAAAAUUCUAUUGAUGGUGGGGGAUGUGAUAAAUUCAAAUAAAAUACAAGAUUAUAGAUUGCAGGGCUUUUAGUGUGUUUGAAAUUCAAAUCUCUAUGUUAAGCACUUAUUCUCCUCAGCUUUUGAGCUAGUCUAAUAAGUUUUUAAAUUGUUAAAAAAAAGCAUCCUGGGGUGGCUUUAAAAAACCAAUAAAAGUUGUCAAUAUUUUGUUUUCUUUUGCUAAGUUUGAAAAUAACUUUAAAUGUCAUUAGCACCUCUUAUUUAUUCUGUAUCAAAUGUAAUAAUUUCAGGGGAAAGGCUCUUAAUGUCCAGUGGACUGGCUAUGGUAAAAGAGUUCCUAUUAUCUUGUUUAAUGCUGAGACUAUUCUUAAUAAAAGAACUGAUUUCAAAACUGUUGGCGGUGAGUUCAUUUCAAUUUUUUUCCAAAAUAAACUUUAAAUGCCGUCCUCCAAAAUCUUUUUUUUUUUGAAGUUCUGUAAAAUGUUAAAAAUAAUGAUUGGUGUUUUGUGUGUGCUAAGUUCAUAGAGGAGACGGUAUUAAGUGCUAAAAGCCGGUCACCAUUUUUCACAGACAAUAUUGAAAAAUUGUUAGCUUUCUCCUCAGAGCGCUACCACCUUGCUUUCAAGUUUGCCUCAACUGACUGCAAGAUUGUUCGAAACAUUUUACUAUCGCAUGGAUUUCAUGAGGUGUGUAUUUUUAUUAUUUAUUUUAUUUUAUGAGUAUUAAUCUACACAUUAAACGAAAGUGCUCUGUAACAGAAAUAAAUUUGAGAUCAAAAUGUAUUACUAUGUCAUCACCAUCAUAGAGUUUUUUAAAUCACAUGUUACAGGUCCACCCAAACAGUAUAGACUACAACUUAGUAUGGAGCAAUUCGCACCUCAAGCCAUUUACUUUAAGAACUAUGUCAGAGUUUCAGAAAAUCAACCAUUUUCCCAGGUGGGAUGAUCAAUUUAAUAUUUUUUCAUUGAAAUACUCUAUUUUUUUUUAAAUACAAGUUUACGUAAAUAUAUACAUGGACUGUGCCAGGUUUCUUUAGCUGUACCAGUGUUAUUUCUCGUGUCAUGUUCAUAAAUACCAACAGUGAAUUAAAGCCAAACUUUCCAGUCUGCUCCAACCCCAAAUUUUCGGUCAAGCCCAGCUUUAGAGAAAUUCUUUCUUAACAGUUGUAUGAUUUGAUUGGAAUUCAGAGUUUCUUUACAGUGUAUUCAUUGCCUAGAAACCCGAAGAAUAGUCUUAUCCUUGUUACCAGCAUCCCAAGUUUCUCAAAGAAAUCCUGCGAGGCCAAGACAUAAUAUGGAAUAAAAAUAGCAGUAGAUAAUACUUGGUCACCUCACAUGUCUUGAGUCAUUAAUGAAACCUAGAUUCGGGCAAUCUUUUUGGGGAGACUCCAUGGGAUUGGUUUUCACAUCAAUAGAAGUUUACAUGCAAACUUUGCAUGACAAAUACGGGUUAAGAAAAAAUCAGUAGUGUGUUGAAUAUUUUAAGAAUAAAUAAUUAUUAAUGUUCACUCAGAUCCUAUGAACUCACAAGAAAAGAUCGACUCUUCAAAAAUAUCCAAAGGAUGCAGCAAAUUAAGGUGAAGGUUCAUAGCCCACUUUAUGCCUUAUCUAUGUUCAUUAUAUUUCUCUAUUUAUGUUGGAAUAAUGGUGUUGUUUUCAUUGUGGAAUUAUGGACUUCUUUAUUAUUAUUAUUUUUUAACCAAGCCUGUCAAAUAUGAAUUAAAUAUGUAUGACAAAUCUUUAGGUUACUAAUUUAAAGCAAAAUAUGUGUGAAAAUAAAAAAAUUAAAAUUAUGGAAAAUGUGAUCAUAUUUAGUAUAAAAAAAAUUUAAUUCAUUUUAAAUUUGAACUAAAAUAGGAAAUGACUAACCUGUGAUUUCAACUAUUUUUCUAGGGUUACAAGCACUUUGACUUCAUUCCCCCAAGCUAUGUUUUACCAGGAGAUUAUCAAGACUUUUGUUGUAAGUAGGAAUGGAUAGGUUAAAUCUCCUCAAUGUUGAUAUGUUUAGCAUAUUACACAUAUUUUAUGUCAUUUUUAGAUCAAAAGACCCUAUGUUCUUUUAUUUAAAACCUUUUUUUAUUUAUGAAAAUCUGCGCAUUCAUUCUAUUUUUCAUCAACUAUUUAUUAAAAAUGUUCUUCCUUUAUUUCAGCAAGUUUUUUGAAGGACAAAGGACCCUAUAUUGUGAAGCCAGUUGCGUCCUCUCGUGGGAGGGGGGUGUUUCUUAUUAAUCAUGUAAGAACAAGCUGUUAUUAUAUUGUCUCAGAAUUUUUUUUAAACAUUUUUUUUUUGUAUCUGAGUUUCUUAAAUUUUAAACAAAUAUUCUCAAGACAUCUUGUAAUUUUUUUUUUCAGCCUGAUCAAGUUCCAUUAGAUGAAAAUGUUAUUGUCAGCAAAUAUAUAUCAUCUCCGCUAGUUAUUGAUGGUAAGUCAUUGUUUGGUUAGUAUGUUAGUAUUCAACAAUAUCAAUUGAUUUGAUCAAACUUUACACUGCAUUAAUAAUUUUAGUAGCAUUGCAGUCUUUAAUCUGAAUCGAGUCAUGAACAAAGUGGUUGUGUUUAAUACUUGCAAUUUAACGUAUAUUGUUUUUACAUACAUGUAAGUUUAAUCUCUUUUCAAAUGUUGUAUUUAAUUUUCUUUUAGUACAAUUUUUAGAAUUUCCUCCCCAGGAUUUAAAUUUGACGUAAGACUCUAUGUGACUGUGACAUCGUAUGACCCACUUGUGAUUUACCUGUAUGAGGAAGGCCUGACCAGAUUUGCCACAGUGAAAUAUGAGAAAAAUGUCAAACACCUGCGAAAUCAAUGCAUGCACUUAACAAACUACAGUGUUAACAAGAGGAGCCAAGAUUAUGUUAAGUACGCAUAAUGUGAAUUGGCUGGCCUCUAGUAGAUAUUUUAUGUUAAGUAACCACAAUCAAAACUGUCUGGCCUCUCGGUACUAUUAUUUAGGCAGACCUGUUUACUCUUACGAUUUUGGCGUACAAUGUACGAUUUUGAGGUGCAUACAUUAUAUAUACUGUAUGUUUAUUUUUUACUAUUAAGAUAAUGUAUUGAACGAUUUUGUGAUGAUAUUGUACGAUUUUAAGAGUUUGAGGGUAAACAGGUCUAUUUAGGAUUUGUAAUUGUCUGGACAGUAGAUCAUAAAUAUAAUCAACUUGAAACAUGAAAGAUAAUGUGACGCUAAAUGAAAAUUAACAUGAACAAACAAUUUUGCUUUUUGUAGCUAAAUAUUUUUUAACUUGAACUGAGUGCUAAGCAAUAAAGUUUAAAAAACACUGGGCACUUGAAAAAAUUUAUUAUUUUUAGGAAUGAUGACCCAGAUGUUGAAGAUUAUGGCAAUAAGUGGUCUAUGGGUGCUAUGCUACGAUAUUUGCGGUCUGAGGGCAAAGAUACAGCAGGUAAUAUUAUGACCUCUCUUCUCGGUAUACUUCUAUUGUAACCAUUAAAUGUCUUAAACUUAAAAUGUUCAUGGAUAAACAGCUAACAGCUUUCUACACUUUGAGAAAUUCAGGUAUGAUUUAAAUAAUGUUGUUUCAGAAUAUUACAGCUCUUACUUUUUUAAUUAGUUACAUCUUUGUUAUUUUACUUUUUCCUAAACAAAUCUUUUUCUUGAUACAGCUCUUAUGAUGCGAAUUGAGGAUGUCGUUAUCAAAACCAUACUCUCCGUGGAAUCAUCUGUUGCCACCGCCUGCAAGAUGUUCCAGUCUUUUCGGGGAAAUUGUUUCGGUAUUAUUCAGUAAAUUUAGUCAAGUUGCUUUUAUCAAUCAUGUGGUUGAUGCGGUCAAACACUUUUAUCAUUGAUGUGGUUGAUGCGGUCAAACACUUUAUCAUUGAUGUGGUGGAUGCGGUCAAACACUUUAUCAUUGAUGUGGUUGAUGCGGUCAAACACUUUUAUCAUUGAUGUGGUUGAUGCGGUCAAACACUUUAUCAUUGAUGUGGUUGAUGCGGUCAAACACUUUAUCAUUGAUGUGGUUGAUGCGGUCAAACACUUUUAUCAUUGAUGUGGUUGAUGCGGUCAAACACUUUUAUCAUUGAUGUGGUUGAUGCGGUCAAACACUUUUAUCAUUGAUGUGGUUGAUGCGGUCAAACACUUUUAUCAUUGACGCUGUCACAAUUUAGAUAAAGAAUUUUAUUUGAUGGAUUUUUUUAAAAAAAAGGAAGGCUCUUAAGACUGUUGCAUGAUGCCCUAUGAUAUAAAUUCCUCCCUCCAGAGUUGUAUGGUUUUGAUAUCCUUCUUGAUGAGAACCUGAAGCCAUGGGUACUGGAGGUCAACCUUUCUCCAUCACUUGCUUGGUUAGUUUCUUAGGCACUUUUACUUCCAUACAUCUAUAAAAGUCUAUCUAUUUGAUACAUCUAAAACAGUCUGUCUCUGUAUGUCUGUUUGAUAAAUAUAUAAUUUUCUGCCUCUUUAUGUCUGUUUGAAAGACUAAUAAUUGUCUGCCUCUUAAUGUCUGUUUGAAUUACUAAUAAUUGUCUUCCUCCAUAUGUCUGUUUAACUUUUAACCCCUGAGAAUCCAAGUUUUUAAAUACAUUUUUUUCUUUUUCUAAUAUUUGGUUUAAGUAUAAAAAAUAAAAGAUUGUACAAAACAAUUUGGUGUCUAUAAUUUUUAAUGUGUUUUUAAUUUCACACUAAAUUUUAGCAGAUAAUUACAUCACAAUUUUAAUUUUUUUCAUUUAAUACUUUGUUUUCUUUUUUAUUUCAGUGACAGCCCUCUCGACCUGAAAAUUAAAACAAAUAUGCUGUGUGACCUAUUUAGCCUUGCAGGUUAUUCAGUAUUAUUUUUUAUUUUAAAAUAAAAAUCUUUUUUUUUAAUAUUAUGCUAGUAAAUGGAAAACCACUUCAUCGGCCUGGCUAGUAAAUCAGUUGUCAGCCUCAUCUUCAGGGCUCUGCCAUAAAUCAUCUUCUUUAAGUUGGUCUGCAGUUGACACUAGUUUCUGUCAGUGAGGGGCCAAUCUUUUCAGUGUUGUGAGCGGUGGUGACAGGUGUUGGGUCUCUAUUAUUGCCAAGUCUUUAAAAGAAGCUACUAGUUGGCAGGUGUUCUGUACUCAUCUGUGCCACUGGGCUGCUGUCAAGUACCAAGUUUCUAUUUUAGGUCAUUUUUGCUUGACCAUCACCUUUUGCCAUAUUGGUUUCUUCAAGAACGCUCUUUGCCAUAUUCACAGGUAUCAUUUGCCAUGAUCCUAUGAUGCGCACUCGUCAACAACAAAAUAAACAGUCAACUGAAAUAGCAGCCAAACUAAAAAGCAGAUUAAAGGUAAAAUAGUUUUUGGCUGCAUAUUUAAGUUCAACUGUUUCAAGUUCUCUAACUUUCUUAGCUAACUGUAUACAUAUUAUUCCUGUUAUUCAUUUUUUAUACGUGUUUGCCAAGCUUGCAAGAUGAGUUUUCUCUCAGAGAAAUGUAAACAUGAGUAAAGGAAAAUGCACUGACACAUUUAUUAAUUCACAUAAAACAGCUUUCAUUAUUGUGAUAAAUCAUAUUUUGAAUUGAACUUUGAAGAGAUAAUAGUUAUUUCAUUUCAAUAAUAACAAUUUUUUUAUACAACUCUGUGAAAUAUUUUAAAUGUCUAUUUAAUUGUCCAAAUAAAAUCCAAAUUUUUAAUGAAGCAUAACAUUAGAGGUUGCCAAAGAAGGUCUAGACCUAAUAUUGAUAAUUAUUCAAUUCUUUUUAACAGAAAAUGUAAAGUAUAUGCAUUUUAAUGGUGUCGCAUUACUUUUCAUAUAUUUAGAAACUUAAUUUCAUAUAAUUGAUUUAAUUAUAUUUUACAAUUUUUACAAAAGACAGAACUCAAAUAACUGCAAUAUCAGGCAUCUUGGAAACUUUUUUUAAUAUUUCUUUACUCGCUUAUGUCAAAGCAUUUUUAAUGUUCAUAUUUUCCUUUAAAGCCUCAUUUGAAUUGCAAACUGUAUUUUUUUUAGCUGUUUAAGUUUUUUUGUUUCUUUAAAAAUUUCUGUUAGCCAGGAUUUUUUUUCUUUAUCUGUAAUUGUAGUGGAAAUUAAUGAUAUUAUUAUACUUCUGCAUUGCUUGAAAAAAUAAAUCCCUAAUUUACAGUCAGCCCCUGCUAGACCCUCAUCAACAAAGGUGGUAAGUGGAAUACUGAGGAUUUCCCCUGAGUAUAUUGACUUGUCCUCAGCUUAAUGGGCACCUCUUAGGGUGAUCAACUAAUAACAAAACAUAGAUGUGUUGUUGUAUUUUUACCCCAUGAAAUACCCCAUAUCAAUUAAGCUGACAUAAUAAUAACUAUUUCAUUUACCAAGCCACAUCAAAAGUUACUCAUUUUAUCAAAAAAGAAAUAAAACUUAUUGCAUUAAAAUUUUUAGCAUUUAAAAAAAAAUCCAAAAAAAUCAGUAAUGAUCUAUUAAAUUGUAUUCAAUUCACUCUAAAGUUGUAUUUGACAUAAAUAAAAAAAAAACAUGAGUUUUAACACAUAUAUUAUAUAUAUAUAUAUAUAUAUAUAUAUAUAUAUAUAUAUAUAUAUAUAUAUAUAUAUAUUUUUUUAAAAUUAUAUUUUUUUUAAAUAUAUUUUUUUUAUAUAUAUUUUUAUUUUUUUUUUUUUAAAAAAAAAAAAAAAACAUGAGUUUUAACACAUAUAUUAUAUAUAUAUAUAUAUAUAUAUAUAUAUAUAUAUAUAUAUAUAUAUAUAUAACUUAAUGAAAUGAUAAUUAGUUGAAACAUAUUUUUUAUGGACAUAGUAAUUUCUAUUCUUUUUGAGUAAACAGAUAUUUAACUUUUUUAUAUUUGAUUGAAAUCUCUGAAAAUCUAUUAAUGAAACUCUUAUUUCUUGUUGUUUUUGUAUUGUAACCUCUAACAAUAAAUAGAAUUAAGCAUUAUCCAAACCAACUUUUAGCAACCAGGACCUUAUAAAAACUAAAAACAUUAGUAUUUAAAUUAAAAAGAGCUAUAAGUUUUUACCUCAUGAGUUUCCAGUGAAGUGAUCUAUAGCAAGAUUUUAGUGGACAAUUGCAUAUUCAUUUUAUUUUAUGUUAUACUCAGGAUUUUAAGAGCUACUUAUUAACUUAUUAUGUACAGUUGGGGGGGUGGGGGGGGCUGAAUUCUCAUUCCUUCAAAUUGAUAUUAUUUGAGAAGAACUUGUAGCACAUGAAGAAAUAUUUCACUUUCUUUAGCAUAUCAUUGUGUCAAGAGAUUUUUAACAAAUUUAGAUGCUUUGAACUUUUUUUUGAGCUCACUUUCAGCUUUUAUUUCAAAAUCACAUAUUGCUUUCUUUCUUAUUAUUUAAUAUAAAUAAUUUUCUCUUUGAAAUCUUUAAUCAUGAGCUUUAUCUAAACAGUUGUUUGAUUAAAAAAUAAAUCUAGAGUCAUAAUGUUUUGUUUUUUUUACUAACCACAUGAUUAGGGUGAUAUUGAUGAAGCUUUAGCCGAGAUGCUUAAUCAGAUAGAAGCGGCCAGACAAAAUAUGAAAGAGGCUGAUGCCUGGCUUCUGAGAAGGGUAGAUUAUUUCAGUUAUGGUUUCUGUAUUUUUCCAUUGGUUUAUUUACUGUGCACAUUGAGUUAUCUCUCACAAUAUGUACAUUUUGUGGGAGUUAUCUCUCAUAAUAUUUACAGUUUAUGGAGCUUGAGGUAUAUUUUGUCAACACCUACACCAAACUUGUGUUCAUAUUCAUUAUUCAAUACGCUUACAAUUGCAGGCAGCUCUAGCUUAUUGCAGAGAUUUUGUAAAGACUAAAAAUAAGUUUUUUUUUAUUUUCCGAGCAAUCAAGAUAUUAAUCUGUUCCUGGUAUUAUUGUUGUAAUGAAAAAUCAAAAUUAAACUGUUCAUAAUUUAUUUUAAAUGCAGCACUGCUUAAUCAAUAUUUUAAGUUUGAGAGACAUUUCUUGCCAAGAAAUAAUUUGAGAUCCAGAUAACUUAAACCAGGACUGUGCAGUAAGCUAGGGUUACAUUUUCCUUAGACAUUUUGUGUCUGGCUGUAAGUCUUCAGUUCUCAAAGUUAAAAUUGUUUUGUGGUUUGUUUUUUUGUUUCAACUUUUUUAGGUUCAUCGCGUCUGCUUGCCUGUCAGAAGGUCACCAAGAUUUAGGAUGGUACACCUUUUAAAAUCUCAUAAUUAAUGAUCGGCAUGAGAAAAUAACAUUUAAAAAUAAUAAUUUCACCCUUGGUAAAAUGAAAAUUGUUACUUCUCUUUAAAAAAACAAAAUGUAAAUGUCCUACUGCAUGAAGAUCAAUUUUCAAUUCUAAAUUUCAAAGUAUGCACCUUUAUAAUAUAAUUUAUAAUAUAUUUAUAAUUUAUUUUUCAAAUAAUCUCUAUUUUUUUGCUUUUAAUGUUUCAUUCAGUAUAAUAUGUCUAAAUAUUACUUAUACAUAUUUUUUGUGUCAUUUCUGUAGAGUAUAAUUUAGUAUAACAUCAAACGUAAAUAACACCCCUAACUUGGUCUCACAGCUUAAUGUAAACAUUCACUAACAAGGUAAUAAAAAUAGAUACAUAUAUAGGUACUCUCUUUUUUGGCAUCUAAAAUAGCAAUGACUAUAAUCACUACUGAUAUGAAAAGUCUAAUAAUGGUAACUUGAGGAGUUUGUUGUUUUUUUUAUAACUUAAAGAAAAAUUUCAAUACUUAAUUAGCCUGCAUUUAAUAAAUAGAAUUUAUUUGAAUUGUACAUUUUCCCCUUUCAGUCACAGCGUCCUGUAUCAGCCACCAGUUCCACCUCCAAGGAUCGCAUGAAUCAAGUUGGAAUGGCUGGACUGAGCAGUGAUGAGAUCAAGAUUGUUAGGCGAGUAAGAGAAGAGGAGGCAAGGAAGGGGGGAUGGAUCCGAAUUUUCCCCACCACGGACAGCUGGGAGACUUACGGGUGAGUUGCUGGGAGACUUACGGGUCAGUUGCUGGGAGAUUUACGGGUCAGUUGCUGGGAGACUUACGGGUCAGUUGCUGGGAGACUUACGGGUCAGUUGCUGGCCAACUUCUUUACUUCCUCUUUCUCAUGAGCAUCUGCUUUCCUUGGCUAAUGAGUUUAUUCCAUCUAGCUUUUUACUCACACAGUCUGAGAUGGAUUCAAACCCACUACAACAGGUUAAGAUAGUUUUACCAUUGUGCCAUAGAACUGACAUUGAUACAGGGUUGGAUAGUGUUACCAUUGUGCCAUAGAACUGACAUUGAACAGGGUUGGAUAGUGUUACCAUUGUGCCAUAGAACUGACAUUGAUACAGGGUUGGAUAGUGUUACCAUUGUGCCAUAGAACUGUCAUUGAUACAGGGUUGGAUAGUGUUACCAUUGUGAUACAGACCUGACAUUGAUACAGGGUUGGAUAGUGUUACCAUUGUGCCAUAGAACUGUCAUUGAUACAGGGUUGGAUAGUGUUACCAUUGUGCCAUAGAACUGUCAUUGAUACAGGGUUGGAUAGUGUUACCAUUGUGAUACAGAACUGAUAUUGAUACAGGGUUGGAUAGUGUUACCAUUGUGAUACAGACCUGACAUUGAUACAGGGUUGGAUAGUGUUACCAUUGUGCCAUAGAACUGACAUUGACUACAGAACUCACAUUGAUGCUCUAUUUCUUGAUGUCUUUGGAAGGCACUUAAUUCAUUCUGUAAUUUUUAUUUAUUUGAAGUUGAGUAAACACUUUAAAAAUUGUACAGUAUUUUAAACUGCACACCUAGCAGCUCUUGAAAUAGAUAUGCUGACCAUUUCCCAUCUACAGUAUUUAAGAUUUUAUUCAAUAGACUUUAUAAAAGUUCAUUCUUUAUGAAAGAUACAAAAAAAAACUUUUCUUAGCAUAUAUACAAAUUACUUUGAUAAGAUUAGAUUCUUUUAUUAAUCCAGAUAAAUGGAAAUAAAUUUGUAUUACAAUGUACAUAUUCAUUUUCAGAACAUAUUUUAACCAAGACAACAUUUUACAAUUCUAACAAUUUAAACACAAGACAUCUAAGGUAUUUCUCUUAGCAUAGAAAUCAGCCAUCAAUGAGCUCCCUUAGUGACAAUGACUUAAAUAAUGAUCAUUAAGAUUUAGUAACCGCUGGGGGAUCACGCUGGUAAAUUCAUUUCAACUCGGGAACAAAAUAAUUAAUAUAUCUUUCUGUUCUAACUUAAAGAGAAAAAAAUCGCCCUAACGUAGCUGUCCUUAGGUAUAUGUGAUGAAGAGGGUGUGACAUAUUAUUUUUAGUUUAAAACAGCAUUUUUCUUCCAAUAGUUCAUGCAAAGGAUGUUUAGUUUGUGUGAUAUUACUAGCUUUCUGGAUUAGUCUAUUUAAUCGGUCUUUGGUGUCAGACAAUGAAUUCCCACUCUCUAAUGUUGGAGAGAACAAACCAUUAAAAACAACUUACUUUAUGAUGAGUCUGUCAGGAAUAUUCCAUGAAUUGUUGAAUCUAUAAGAAAAAAAAUAAAAAAUGUUCUUUUUCCCUCCAGCCCCCCGUUUUCCUGUCCCCCAUUUUCACUCAAAAUGACAUUUUCUAUAUCCUCAUUAUACUUUUAUCCCCCACAGAUCUUCUAUAUCCUCAUUAUCCUUUUAUCCCCACAGAUCUUUUUUGCAGUUUCCUACUUCUCACAAUUUAAUGCUGCACCAAAGACUCUAUGGAGACAGGUCAGAUGUCCACUAUUUUUUUUAACUACAUUGUCAAUUAAUUUGUGACUAUGUAUGUUUUGUUUUCUCAAGAUUGUUCCUACUGGGAUCAAAAGAAAUGUCUUCAUGCAUCUGAAUUAGAAGAGAAAAAUGUUAUACUUGAUCAUCUUAACUUUGAAAUAAUACACAAAGCUUCAAACUUGAAAUUCUCUCAAGACGUUUGUUGAUUUGUAGGCCAGGACAGCAUUUGUUUGUUGAUGUUUAGGCCAGGACAAAAUUUGUUUGUUAAUGUGUAGGCCAAGUCAGCAUUUGUUCAUUGAUGUCUAGGCCUAGGCAUCAUUUGUUUGUUGAUGUGUAGGCCAGGACAGCAUUUGUUUGUUAAUGUGUAGGCCAAGUCAGCAUUUGUUUGUUGAUGUGUAGGCCAGGACAGCAUUUGUUUGUUGAUUAGUAGGCCAAGACAAAAUUUGUUUGUUGAUUAGUAGGCCAAGACAAAAUUUGUUUGUUGAUUAGUAGGCCAAGACAAAAUUUGUUUGUUAAUGUGUAGGCCAAGUCAGCAUUUGUUUGUUGAUGUCUAGGCCUAGGCAUCAUUUGUUUGUUGAUGUGUAGGCCCAGACAACAUUUUUUUGUUGAUGUGUAGGCCAAGAUAAUGUUUGUUUGUUGGUGUGUAAGGCCCACACAGUAUUUGUUUGUAGAUGUGUAAGCCUAGCAAGAAAAUGUGCGGCCCCCUCAUUGAUCAUGACACAGUUAACGCUGGCUGGGAGAGAGUUAAUUACAAUUUUUGUUCCAUGCUUCCCUCUUCAGGCACAAAGCAGGUAGCAAAGCAGGUAGCAUUCCUAUCACACCAUCUAGAUCAAAGUAAGUUUCAUCUUUUAAAAGAAAUGUUUGUUCAUUUUUUACAGAAAUCUAAUUACACAUCUGAAACCAAUCAUAAAGAAAUACAAAACUUUCAAAUAUUCUCUUAAUUCACAUCACACACAUAUGAUAUUUAAAACAUAUAAAGUUGACAUGUCAAUAGGUUUAAUGAAAAUAGUUUAUUUUUAACUUCUAAUAAGCUUGGUAAUGUAUGUAAUGAGACAUCAGUUUCAUGGACACUACUGAAAAAAGGAUUUUAUUUUAAGCCCAUAAUAAUAUUUGAUGACAUAUAUCAGAAUUUGGCAGUUAAAUUAAUUUUGGCACCUUCCUGUAAAAAAAACUGGUUGUGUAGAGUUAAAACAAAAGUCCUGGGCAGUAUUGUAAUGAACUCUUUACAGUGGAGAAAUUGUACAUUUCUUAUCAUGCAUCUCCUAUAAUUUUGCUUAAUUACCUUAGAGUAAUAUUGUUUUGUCCUGUAUCAGCCCUUCUCCCUUUCUUCCGAGGUUUUACAGCUCAUAAAAUCCAUUAUUUUUUUCUUCUUGUAAAAAUGUUUAGAUUUUGACUUAGUCAUUAUCUUUAUUUUUUAAUGUUGUAAUAAUGUAACGGUUUAUUCGAUCAUGGCUUUUCAAAACUUUCAAGGUGCAGUCUUUUAAAAAAUAUAUUUCGUUGUGAUUUUUAUCUGUUGUUUUAUCAUUCAUUUCUUUUAGGUGCUAUGAAAACAUUUAUGAUUUACACCUGCUACUCAUUACUAUUAUGUGUGUAUCAUUAUAUAAUAUUAAUUUUUGUAUCAAUAUAUAAUAAUAGUUUGUGCAUCUUUAUAGAGUAAUAAUUCAAACUACUCAUUUGCUUUAAAAAAGAGAUGUAUUUAAACUCAUAUUCUUAUAAGAGAAAAAUGGAUAGAAAUUUAUUUGUGAUAGUCUACAUGUAAGAUACGUUAAACUGCAUUAUUACAUUUCAAAUGACUUUAUAGUUUUUAAACAAUUAGUUUACUUUUUAUGAUGGUAGGCCGCAAUGGUGUUAUGAGAAAUCAGCAUUGAGAAAGUUUUGUAUUGGUUUUUGAGAAGCAUUAUUUGGAAAGACAAGAUAUUUUUUUUAAUGUAAUGUUUUACAACAAUAAAACAUGACUUUAUCUUUGAAAUAUCUUAAAUCUGGCAUGAAUAUUUUACAAAUUACUACUGUAAAUGUCACCAAAGUAGUAUUUUGUAAAUAAUUUGGAGAAAAGAAAUUAAUGUUCACUUAAAAUCAACCUUUUAAAAAAGACAAUAUAUGCCCUACUUAGAUCUGUGAAAGGGUUGUUUUUUUCCAGCAGCCGCCAUAUUUAAUUGAACAAAUUGAAAUUCUACAAUCUACACCUGCAUUUUGUUUCCAAAAAUAUUUUAUUUCAAGAAAUAUCAUUCCAAUGUUAAACAUUCAUUCAAAUUACAUAAUACUCAUUAUAUAUCUCACUGGAACUAACACUAAGAGAUGCAGCCUUUGGAAUGGCAUUGUAUUUUAAAAAUAUGCAACUGCAUUUUACUUUUAAAAUUCUUAAUCAUAUAUUUUCCUUUCAUUGAGGAAUUUAUUUUUUAUUUAAUUUAUGAAAAUGGUCGUCAUUCUUGAAAAGUAAUAGCCACAGUAUAAGUUCUACCAGCUUUGAUACCUUUUAAACAUCAGGCCAGUUUGACAUGUGAAGGAUAGUUUCACUAAGAACUAAACACUUGUGACAACUAAGUAUUUUAAAUAUCUGAUAUUUCUUUAUGUUCUAGGAGUUUUCAGGUGCAAGGUGCGGGAAAAGCUGAGCAAGAGGUUGGAGAUUUUUUUUUUUUUUUUUUUAUAAUUCUAUUUAUGAAAAAAGUAAAAUAAUUUUAACAAUCAGAAGUUGAAAUUAAAUUGAUGCUGUAUUUAAUUUUGUUCUCUCUGAGAAAGCAGGAAGCAAUAAAGAUUUGGAAAUGUGAAAGUGAUCCCGAUAACAUUUAAUAAAUUAAAGCUGGUCAUUUCACAGACAUAAUGUACUCUCUGGCUAAAAUUGUUUGAGUAGAAAUGCUUUAAAAACGGUUAAUUUGCGUCAAAUAGAUUUAUUAUGUUGUUUUAAUUAUGAUUACAUUGUGUUUGUUGUUAUAACAUUGUGUUAGAUGAUUACAUUGUGUGAGUUCAUAACAUAGUGUAAAAAGAUAAAGUAUACAAUGUAAACAUUCCAGCCUUCAUUCAUAUUUAAUUUUUUUUAAAUUCAUUUAUGUUAAAGUUAACCAUCAACUGUUUUGAAAACAAUCAUACGCAUGCUGUGAUUUCUUAUGUCAAUAUUUUAUUGGAUCCAAUUAAAUUCAAUUUGUAUGGGAUACUAAGUUGUUGGGUCUCUCCCCAGAAGUUUUUAGAGUCGUACACACAGGCCCUCCUUAGAGCCAAGCAGUAUGAAAGUCGUUUGGGCCAACUCAAGUCUAAGAGUAAACGUUUAAAGAAAAAACCUCCAAAAUCUAGUAAGAAUUGACAAUUGCUUUAAUUGUUAUUGCAAUUUUGAUUUCACUCUCCUAGUUUCACUAAAAUUUCAUGUUUUCCAACCUAAUUUCAAGACACUUUGCUCUUUUUAACUGAUAGAAAUACUUAAGCCUGUAUCAGUUCAUAUUUUGACAAAUGUUUUGUUCAUCAUAGAGCUGUUAUAAAUGUUUGUUGCACAUCUAGGAAAUAAGAGGAAGUUGGUCCAAGGUUUGCAUGAAACAGAGGAACAUGGUGAGCACGGGUCUGAUGAAGAGGGGGUCAGUGAGCGCUUCAAGGAACACAAAGAAGUUGACCAGAAAUCAGAGGCCAAAGGUAAAUUUAAAAUCUAUUUGUGGGUGGAAAUCUAUAGCGUACGCCAAAUGUUGGCGGAUAUUGAACUUCAACAUGUGUUGUGGCUGGGCUAUUUAAGAUUUCAUAGAGUUUAACUUUUGCAACGAAUCGAUGGCGGUAAGUCAAUGACAAUGAUUUGACAGUUCUUUCAGAAAGAGGAUUACAGCCUUUAUUGCUCUUUCCAAUACAGCGUCAGGUGAAAAGAAUGAUAUCAAAGAACCUGUCAGCAAAUAUUCCAAUGGUGAAAAGGAAGAGGAAAAGGUAGGGGAGGAGAUCCAAGCAGAGUGUGCCAAAGACAAAGCAGCAGGUGAACCCGUCCAUGACUCUCCCCCUGUCAGCUCAAGUCCUGUGCCCAAGUAUGAUGUGGUUGGUCUUUUAGAGAAUGGACAUCCUCUGAGGUAUGUGUAUGAUGUGGUUGGUCUUUUAGAGAAUGGACAUCCUCUGAGGUAUGUGUAUGAUGUGGUUGGUCUUUUAGAGAAUGGACAUCCUCUGAGGUACGUGUAUGAUGUGGUUGGUCUUUUAGAGAAUGGACAUCCUCUGAGGUAUGUGUAUGAUGUGGUUGGUCUUUUAGAGAAUGGACAUCCUCUGAGGUAUGUGUAUGAUGUGGUUGGUCUUUUAGAGAAUGGACAUCCUCUGAGGUAAGUGUAUGAUGUGGUUGGUCUUUUAGAGAAUGGACAUCCUCUGAGGUACGUGUAUGAUGUGGCUGGUCUCUUAGAGAAUGGACAUCCUCUGAGGUAUGUGUAUGAUGUGAUUGGUCUUUUAGAGAAUGGACAGCCUCUGAGGUACGUGUAUGAUGUGGUUGGUCUUUUAGACCAGUGGUCCCCAAACAUUUAAGUCUGGCGGACCGGUGAACAAGUUUUGAAAUUUUACCAGGGACCGGUGCAUGAUUUAUUUUUAAACUUUUAUUUCUAUUUGAAGUAUUUGACAACAAAUAUUUAUGUUAUGGGGACCGACAGCGUUAGGCAUGCGGACCGGUGAAGGUCCACGGACCGCCAUUUCGGGACCACUGUUUUAGAGAAUGGACAUCCUCUGAGGUAAGUGUAUGAUGUGGUUGGUCUUUUAGAGAAUGGACAUCCUCUGAGGUAGGUGCAUGAUGAGGUUGGUCUUUUAGAGAAUGGACAUCCUCUGAGGUACGUGCCCUGUAAAACUGAGUGUUUACUCUAUUUGUAAUUAUUUUAUCUGCCUCCAUAAAUAGAACACAUUUUUCUCAGUUUGUGUUUAAAAGGAAGGAUUUAUUUUUUUUUAAAUGAUUGCAUCAAAAACUUUUGUCAAACUUCCGUUCAAGCAAGGUGCAAGCAAGAACAGCGUUUGCCAUGUACCUGAUUCGUGUCCAGCAAAGGUUGCUAUCAGACUGUGGGAUUGUCUUGAAGCAGGAGGAUAUAGAAGCCCUCAAUGAACAGAUGGUAACACUGGCAUUUAUUUGAUCGUGUGAUACACUGUUUACUGAUCUAGUGUUGAGUGUGAUACAUUGUUUACUGACCGUGAUGUUGAGUGUGAUACAUUGUUUACUGACCGUGAUGUUGAGUGUGAUACAUUGUUUACUGAUCGUGAUGUUGAGUGUGAUACACUGUUUACUGAUCGUGAUGUUGAGUGUGAUACACUGUUUACUGAUCGUGAUGUCGAGUGUGAUACAUUGUUUACUGAUCGUGAUGUUGGCAUUUACAUUGCAUGUUGUCGAGUGUGAUACAUUGUUUACUGAUCUAGUGUUGAGUGUGAUACAUUGAUUACUGAUCUAGUGUUGAGUGUGAUACAUUGAUUACUGAUCUAGUGUUGAGUGUGAUACAUUGAUUACUGAUCUAAUGUUGAGUGUGAUACAUUGUUUACUGAUCUAGUGUUGAGUGUGAUACAUUGCUUACUGAUCGUGAUGUUGAGUGUGAUACACUGUUUAUUGAUCGUGAUGUUGAGUGUGAUACAUUGUUUACUGAUCGUGAUGUCGAGUGUGAUACAUUGUUUACUGAUCGUGAUGUUGGCAUUUACAUUGCAUGUUGUCGAGUGUGAUACAUUGUUUACUGAUAACAGUUAUAACAAAAAAAAACUUUUUAUAUUAUUAUAAAGAUUGCGAACUGUUACGCACUGGCUUCUAAUAUGAGAAAUUUAUCGCCUAUUUCAAUUUUAUUGGCUCUUUGUAAGCAGUGCCUAACAAAGGACGACACCAUAGAGUCAACAAUAGUAAAGAUACGACACCCAAAGCAGUUGCCGGCUAAAAUUAAUAAGAUUUAUUAAGUCUUAAGAUAAUUACAAAAGAAAAGAAAAUAUUAUGACAAUCUUCAACUUAUAGUUCGGUAGAUCUUGUACCGGUACACAGUUAACACAGUUAGAAUUAUGUGCCAAUGACUAAUGAUGAAAUGCGUAAUAACACAUAUAAGCACACAAAUACACAAAGAAUAAUACACGCCUAGUAAAGUUAAUAAUAUCUAUCUGAAUCUCCGUCCGUGCCUGUCAAUCCCUUAUAUAGGUCGCAUAAGUCCUGCCGUCCAGAAAAGACUUAUGACGUGUUGUUUACAUUUCUUGGGUUAUCGAGCACAUUCGAGAAAAUACCAGGAAGACAGUCUAACAUAUUUAAUUGGUUAACACGGUUGUAAACAAGAUACAUCAAACGAAUAGGCCACGCCCACAACAGACGUUACUGUCUGCUAGGAUUCUAAUUUAGGUCAAGUAAAGUUCACGCACGGAAAAAGUGUGCUACAUAACAGAACGUUGAUCUAAAUAAUAAAGAGCAUUGUAGUAUAUUUGUUUUGCUUGUCAGUCCAGCAAUCAUUGGUUAUCGUUGAGUACUGUCCUGACUCUAGACAUUGGAGUCUACGGGUUCAAGUGACCUUCUUAAGUUUAACUUUAGGAAGCUUUGUAUUCAACCUUUUUAGAAAUAUAAUUUUAAAUUAGUUGGCAAUCAGUCUUUCAGCGGACUUCAAAAUUUCUUUCCAGGACCUUGUUUUACGGUUUUUAAAACGAGCAGCAGUCAACAUACCUCAAACGUUUCGUGUUGUUGUGCCCAGCAAGAAAUUACCUCUUAGUGAUAGAAGGAGAAUCCUGGCAAAACAGUUGGGGGACUUUGUGCACAUCUAUAACAAAGUAAGUGUCGUAGAAUUGUUGGUACAUCUAAUAUGCUUCGUUUUUAUGUUUGCUCUGAUUAACAUACAAGGAGGAAGGGGGAGAGACUGAUUAGAGGAGGGAGGAAGGAGAGAUUGAGUAGAGGAGAGAGAGAGAGAGACUGAUUAGAGGAGGGAGAGAUUGAGUAGAGGAGGCAGGAGAGAGAUCGACUUAAAGUUUUCUCCUUCAGCUACUUAUUUUUCAGAGCCUGUUUCUCUGUUUUCAUGAAAAGAUUUUUGUGUAGUUACUUUAAAAUGUUUAAUUCAUCAACAGGAAACUGACCAUUUGAAAGCUGUGAGGGUCAGGAAUAGAAUAGAGAACAAGAAAUCUAGGAGAGCUGACAGUUGUGAUGGCCUCGAUGAGACCAAAUUUGACCAGUUUGUCUACACAGCCAGGUUAGUGAUGCAUUUUGUCACUUUGUUUAAGAGUGUCUGGUAUCUUGGGUGAGAAGUUAGGAUACGGUGUGCCAGGGUGAAUGAUGUAAUAAUUUAGAGUUAUUAAGUGGAUUUAGUUAUAAUAUGUAAUAUAAGCCAAUGAAUUUAGUAGUUGACCGAUUCAGUAUACCAUUGGAUAUAUUCAUACUAAUUAAUUUAUAACAAGAAUCCAAUGGGUCAGCAGAUGGCUUGUUCCGCCCUGUUCCAUGGCAGACAUAGCUUUCUUUAUUUAUGCUUGAUUCAUGUCUCAUCUGUAUUUAUUACUGCACGUUUUAGUCUGUAGAAGGAAUCAAGUGAUAUUCUGUUUGAUUCAUUUCUAAUGAACUGCUUCCUCCCGUUGUUAAAGUGAAGGUGAAUUGGAAGAGGUGCUGACAACUUAUACAAAAAUCAACCGGUCAGCUGCAAUUUUCCUUGGGGGGGACUCAAAGCAAAGUGUUUCGGUCACGGAGAAUAAAAAGGAUGUUUUGUCUCGUCGCCGGGAGAACCCUGAUAUUUCUGAUGGUACCGUGCCGGUUGGUUCCUUCGGGCAUGCCACAGGCGAUGAUGCCUCAAGGGGCCGCAGCAGUGAGUACCAUAUAAAUUUACAAACUCUUUUUUAUUUUUAAAACCAGCGCUACUUUUUUACUUAAGAUUAACCAUAUUUUAAAUUGGCUAGAUGCUUUAUGUUGAUCUGUUGGUCACAAUAAAAAUCAGAUUUCACUACACAUUAUUCGGAUAAACCUGUUUUGACAGAUAAAAAUGUUUACAGAAUGUUUGCACCGUAGUGGUCAGUAAAUCAGGAGUAUAAACAAUAAAUUCCCAAACUAAAUUAAACAUGCACAUGUCUAUAUGUAGACAUCUUGCUCAUUUGAAGUUCAUUUAAAACUGGUAAACAAAAUUAUUAAAAUUAGGUAAAAUUGUGGGGGGAUUUACACCAUUUAUUCCAGAGAAAAUGCAGGUCAUUGUAUGUUUUUAUAUAAUCCCUGCUUUUGCAGUUUUCAUUUAUUAAUGAUCACACAAAAGAGUCAACCUGUUGAUGCAUAAAUUUAUUUUUAUUUUUCAAGACAAGAACAUAACUUAAAAAAAAAAAAAAAUUCUGAAUGAUCCAUGUCCACUGCAAGUGAUCAAAUCAUUUAAAAACCAAUGUUAUUGGAUCAUUGAAUUUUGAUAAUGAAACAAUUCUAGGAGAUACUUAAAUCUGGUCAUGUUAACUAUUUCAACUCAGUUUGUAACACAACAAAUGUGUUUAUCUUUCUAUUUGACAGUUGCUACACCCAACUUAAACAGCAACAAUGUUCUGUUUUAUAGUAAGUUGGGUUCUCAAGUUGUGAUUGCAUUAAUUCAACAUUUAGAAUUAGCAAGAUUAACUUGAUUUAAUUGCUUUCUUUUCCAAAUGUUUUUUCUCCUGUUGCAACAGAAAUUUAUUUUAAAACACUUUUUUUUCUUUUAUCUUAUCAUUUGAUUAGCAAAUUAUUCAUGAAAACAAUUACUGCUUUGUUUCUUGUUAAAAUUUUAAACAUUUGUGGGUAGUUUUCUCACAUUUGCUGCUAUUGAACAGAAGCUAAUUUCUGAAACAUUACAUUGCAAGUAUUGGUUUUAUUAUUAAUUACAAAUGCUAAAAUUAGGAAUUUUAGUAAAAUUAAGGGGAAAAUAGAAAUUUAUUCUUAUUGAUGGUCACAAUUAAAACCAGCACUUAGAAAUUCCUAAUAUUCAACAAUAUAAUUCACUGCAAAUGAAAUGUAUUUUUGAUGUAUUAAAAAAAUGUAUUGAUAAAUAUAUAUUUUUAAAGUUAGUUAUUAUACAUUAUAAUGAUAAAAAAUUAUUUUCAAAUAAACAUAAUUUCAUAAUUAUUUUUUGGCUUGUUAGUUUUUCAAUAAUUUGCCAGAAAUAGCAAAAUGAUUUAGAAGAAGACUAAUUUACUGCUAGUUUUUAGAUAUGCAGCCAUAAUAUAAAACAUUAAGAUGUGUUGCAGUUUUAUAAAAAUCGUAGCUAUUGCCUAACCACUUUUCAACUUCAUGUUUUUAAUACUAACUCUUUAGUCACUAGCCAAGCAGCCAUUGAUCACCAUACAGGGAAAAUUAUCCGAAAUGUCUCUCGACCUAACUCGGCCCACUCCCCAAGCUCAACGCAACAUGCCUAUAUGUCCGCUGUCUCUAUCUACACCCAACGACUUGGCAGGCCUUUUUCAGCCACACAUUUCAGUGGAAGCAAUCGGCCAGGUAGCCCGUCAUCUUGUUGGUGAACAAAUAAUAUUUUUUUUCCCUUAAAAGACAAAAUGGGCUUUUUUAAUAUAAAACUACCAUUCAUAUUUUUGUUUCCCUUUAGUUUUUUCUUCAAAUGUCAGGCAUUUAAAGUUUUCAUUUUUAUUUAACAAGAAAAUUCUUGUAAACACCUCUUCCAGUUUCAUUGGACAUGAAACACCAUAUGCAAAAUAAUUUUUAUAGACCUAGCUCUCUGCAGAUUUUUAUCUUCUUUGUAAGAUCAACAUUGAUUAGAAACUGAUUUGUUAGGUUUUUUUUCCCUUUUUAGCAAAUAAUUUAAUGGCCCUUCAUGCUACCAAAUUAUACAAUGUUCAUGUGACCAUUAUAGAAUGUUCAUGUGACCAAAUUAUACAAUGUUCAUGUGACCAAAUGAUAGAAUGUUCAUGUGACCAAAUGAUAGAAUGUUCAUGUGACCAAAUGAUAGAAUGUUCAUGUGACCAAAUGAUAGAAUGUUCAUGUGACCAUUAUAGAAUGUUCAUGUGACCAAAUGAUAGAAUGUUCAUGUGACCAUUAUAGAAUGUUCAUGUGACCAAAUGAUAGAAUGUUCAUGUGACCAAAUGAUAGAAUGUUCAUGUGACCAUUAUAGAAUGUUCAUGUGACCAAAUGAUAGAAUGUUCAUGUGACCAAAUGAUAGAAUGUUCAUGUGACCAAAUGAUAGAAUGUUCAUGUGACCAAAUGAUAGAAUGUUCAUAAUGUUCAUGUGACCAUUAUAGAAUGUUCAUGUGACCAAAUGAUAGAAUGUUCAUGUGACCAAAUGAUAGAAUGUUCAUGUGACCAAAUGAUAGAAUGUUCAUGUGACCAAAUGAUAGAAUGUUCAUGUGACCAAAUGAUAGAAUGUUCAUGUGACCAAAUGAUAGAAUGUUCAUGUGACCAAAUGAUAGAAUGUUCAUGUGACCAAAUGAUAGAAUGUUCAUGUGACCAAAUGAUAGAAUGUUCAUGUGACCAAAUGAUAGAAUGUUCAUGUGACCAAAUGAUAGAAUGUUCUUGUGACCAAAUGAUAGAAUGUUCAUGUGACCAAAUGAUAGAAUGUUCAUGUGACCAAAUGAUAGAAUGUUCAUGUGACCAAAUGAUAGAAUGUUAUUGUGACCAAAUGAUAGAAUGUUCAUGUGACCAAAUUAUACAAUGUUCAUGUGACCAAAUGAUACAAUGUUCAUGUGACCAAAUGAUAGAAUGUUCAUGUGACCAAAUGAUAGAAUGUUCUUGUGACCAAAUGAUAGAAUGUUCUUGUGACCAAAUGAUAGAAUGUUCAUGUGACCAAAUGAUAGAAUGUUCAUGUGACCAAAUGAUAGAAUGUUCUUGUGACUAAAUGAUAGAAUGUUCAUGUGACCAAAUGAUAGAAUGUUCUUGUGACCAUUAUAGAAUGUUCAUGUGACCAAAUGAUAGAAUGUUCAUGUGACCAAAUGAUAGAAUGUUCAUGUGACAAAAUGAUACAAUGUUCAUGUGACCAUUAUAGAAUGUUCAUGUGACCAAAUGAUAGAAUGUUCAUGUGACCAAAUGAUAGAAUGUUCAUGUGACCAAAUGAUAGAAUGUUCAUGUGACCAAAUGAUAGAAUGUUCAUGUGACCAAAUGAUAGAAUGUUCUUGUGACCAAAUGAUAGAAUGUUCUUGUGACCAAAUGAUAGAAUGUUCUUGUGACCAAAUGAUAGAAUGUUCUUGUGACCAAAUGAUAGAAUGUUCUUGUGACCAAAUGAUAGAAUGUUCAUGUGACCAAAUGAUAGAAUGUUCAUGUGACCAAAUGAUAGAAUGUUCUUGUGACCAAAUGAUAGAAUGUUCAUGUGACCAAAUGAUAGAAUGUUCAUGUGACCAAAUGAUAGAAUGUUCAUGUGACCAAAUGAUAGAAUGUUCAUGUGACCAAAUGAUAGAAUGUUCAUGUUAUAAACAAACAAACACUUAUAGAACAGGAGAGUCACUGACUCAAACCCAAGCAGAUGCGGAAAUCUUUUAAACAACUUUUUUUUUUUGUUAAUUUUAAUGUUGUGAUACUACUGCUUAAAAUAGUACAUGAAUAAUAGAUAAAAAGGGGGAUAGACAAGAAGGGCAUAUAAAAUAAUAUUAACAUUUAAAGAAUUGUAAUUGUUGCAUCAGUUCCAGAAAUAGAAAACGUGUCUAGUAAUUUAAUGUUCAAAUUUCAGAUAUUAAAUAAAAGCAAUAAAAACACUUCCAAAUUUAUUUUGCUUAAAUGUGGUAAAAUUUUUCAUAUCUAAUAGACAUUACUUUUAUUCAUUUGGGUAAAAUGUAAGCAGGAUAUUCUAUUAGGAGCCUUGCUUCCCUUUAUGCAAUGGUAAUAAGGGGGAGAGACUGCAAUCGGGUUAGAAAAAAAUGAAAUGAGUUAAACAAAGCAUGGGAAAACCUGAAAGAAGGAACGCAACAAAAAACAACAAAUUUGUUGGCAGGAGAAACAGAAAAAACAGAAUUGAAAUUUAAAAAACAGAACUUGGCUGAGUUUUAAAAAAUUUUAAUAUUGUUUUUUUCUGUUGUUUGUUUGCUGACGAAGGCUUCCUGCUGACACGUUUGUUGUUUUGUUUACAGUCAUCAUUAACUAGCAGAAAUAGAACUAUUUACAGUCAUCACAAUGUAGUAGAAAAAGAACUAUUUGUGCUUGUCAAACUUUUCUUCUUGUUUCUUUAUAGAGUAAUUUAAAAGUCCUUGAUAGUUGGUGUGACAUCUGCUUCAUGGCCUCAGAGUGGUGUUUCACUUCUACAUCUUUUAGUGGUAGCCAAUGAAUUUAAUGUAACAGAUGUGACUAGUUUUAGCUCAUCAUGUUGAAGUAUUUCAUCCACAGCAAAUAUGAUCAAAUUAUUUUCUUUGUAAUUGAAAGCUUGUAUAGAUUUGCUAGUCCAAUUGCUAAUAACUAAUACAUUCCCAUACAAGUUCUGCUUGACAUUUUAAAAUUAAAUUUACUUUCAUAAGUUAUGAUUUAAACCUUUAUUUGGGAAAUUUCAUGUUCCUUUUGUCUUCGAAGUAUGUAUUUUUUUCAUGCAUUCUAAUUGCCUGUGGUAGCCUAAAUUAGAAACCUUUAACUAGUGUCUAACUUAUUUCCUCAUUAGUUUAAAAUUAAAAAUAAUAUUAUAGUAAAAUGUUGCUUGUUCCACUUAGAGUUGGAUUGGCUUAAAUGUCAAGAUGUUUUUUUUUCCGAAAUGGCUUCUCAAAAUAUCUUUUAUACUAAUGUGCUUCAAUUGUACUAUUUUUUUUUUUUUUUUUUAAAUUCUAAUUUUUGCAUCUUUUAAAAAAUAUUUACAAAAACAUUAAUCUGGCAAAAUGUUGGUGUUUUUUUUUGAGAAAAGUGAUCUAAAAUAAGAUUCUUUUAUUGUUUUUAUAAAAAGGAAAUUUGUUUUACAUUCAUCAUGCAUAAUUUUAAAACGAAGGUUUCCCAACCUUUUCUACAGUCUCCACUAGAAAUUAUUUGAGUCUUGCAACCACUAAAACUUAAUUGAAUUAGUGUCGCACUACCAAAAGUAAUUUUGCAUAAAAUGAGGAAAAAGGGAUGUCUAAUUUUUCUAUUUACUAACAGGUCCUGUAGAACUUAAAAAAUAAGUACUAAAUACUUUUUGCAUAAAUUAAAUUAAGAUUUUAAUGAAGAAAUUUUGUAAACUGUGAAAACAUUUCAAUAAUAAUAACUUGACAGUCAAUGGCGCUUCAGCUCUUAUAAUUAUUUUUCCUCUGACCCACUGAAAUGCCACCUCACACCCACCGCGGGCGGAAGCACUCCAGGUUGAGAAGCCCUAAUUUUAAAGACAUUAAAUAAAAACACAGGCUGUUAGCAAAAAAAUCUCAGCAAUAAAUAAGAGUUAUCUACCUUUGGACAGUUUUUCCCCAAAGUAAGGUCAUUGAGCCUUAUGCUGUUGGUUUACACAACAUAAAUAUUUAUGGUUAAAAAAAAUAAGAAUGAAUAAAUAUGGCACUGGUCCCUGGUGCAAUUUUUUUUUAAUUUGUCCACCGAUCGGACAAACUUAAAAGCUUGCAAAACACAUCUUAGGAAACAAACAAGUGAGCCGGAAUAAAAAGAAGUUUAAAAAAUUGAAGGGUAACAUUUUAAAAAAUAAAGCACAGAAAGUUAGACUUCACCAUUGACUUUUUACUUUAUUUGAACUGUUAUAUUGAAAAUGAUGUCCUUAUAUUUAAAAUGAUGUCCUUAUAUUUAAAAUGAUGUCCUUAUAUUUAAAAUGAUGUCCUUAUAUUUAAAAUGGUGUCCUUAUAUUUAAAAUGAUGUCCUUAUAUUUAAAAUGAUGUCCUUAUAUUUAAAAUGGUGUCCUUAUAUUUAAAAUGGUGUCCUUAUAUUUAAAAUGAUGUCCUUAUAUUUAAAAUGAUGUCCUUAUAUUUAAAAUGAUGUCCUUAUAUUUAAAAUGAUGUCCUUAUAUUUAAAAUGGUGUCCUUAUAUUUAAAAUGAUGUCCUUAUAUUUAAAAUGAUGUCCUUAUAUUUAAAAUGAUGUCCAUGCUUAAAUUAUUUGUUUAUUUUCUCUAUAGGGCGCACAAUUAGGCCAUCGACAGCCAUACCCGGUCACUCUGGUUCUGUGGGUCCACAGAGUAGCAUGAUGAGCACAUCAGAUCCUGUAGUUGGUAAGCAACUCUAGCCAUUUGUCACCGAUGGUGGGAAGGGAUGAGGAGUUCAGGUCUUUAAUAAUGUCCAACUCGCAACGUUUGGAAAAUUUAGUCCCAAUUUUUCCCACACAGUUUUGAUCAUGCUGUAAAUUGUAAAUAGUGAUGUUAGUCAUUCCUCACUACAGUCUGCCAUAACUCAGACACAAGCCAUUCCUGUUAGUCAUUCCUCACUACAGUCUGCCAUAACUCAGACACAAGCCAUUCCUGUUAGUCAUUCCGCACUACAGUCUGCCAUAACUCAGACACAAGCCAUUCCUCUCUAUUAGUAGAUGGAGGAUAUGUUAAACAAAUAAAUGUUAGACAAAUAAUUUUGUAAUCAAAAUUUUUGUAACCGUUUAGCAAGAAAGAUACAACUUCCUGGUUGAAUUGUGGGCUUUAAAAUCAAGUAAAGUUGAUUCACAAUAAUUAUAAAUGGGAUCUUAGCACAACAGGUUUUCUUCAUAAGUAAAUUAUUAAUCAGUGGUUCUUUGUGUCACAGAUACAUAUAAUGAGAAGGCUAUUCACGAGGCUCUCCAAAGACUAGCCGUGCGACAACAGGCUCGUCAAUAUGCAGCCCCCAACGGAGCAGCAGUUCUCAAGCCAGAAUCAGAGGCUCUCAAAUUUCAUUACGUUGGUGGUCACAGUCCUGAUGAUCCUGUGACUGUUAAUGGGCUUUCUGGGAACCACUGGUCAGGACAUACUUUAAACAGACCCAGCUCUCAGGGAUCAGGUCAGGGAAAUAUUGCCAUAAUGCUGUUGUGAACUAGCUUGUUGCAAAUGUUUGGUAGGGGGAGUUGUUGAUCGUGAGAGUGUUUUUGUGAGUUUUAAGUCGUGAGUUCAGAUCGUGAAGCUGCUUCGUGGUGUGGAGCUUUAGUGUAUGCUGAGUGUUUUGUUGGGAUAUAAAAGGCAGUGUGAUCGAGAGUCCAGAGUAGAUCGUCGAGAUUGGUUCAAGAGUUAGAGUCGAGAGAGUGUGUAGAGUGAUCUAGAGAGAGAAAGUAAUUGUGUUAGAUUCUCUCUCAGGCUUACCUGAGGAUAAUAUUUAAUUAUUUAAAUAGAUGUAUUUAAGUAUUAGCUUCAUUGUGUAUCAGGUGGAUGUUUUAGUUCUUUAAAAAUAAAUCCAUAAUGUACAAUAAACCUUUUUGUGUUCUUGAAUCACACUAGUCCAUGUUGUGACCAAGGAAGAUUAGUCAUAAGAUAUUAGACCAGACGAAAUAUUUAGCAUUAGUGAUGGUGGUAACAGAUGACAGAGCAAUAAAGAACAAUCUUUAAGAUUGAAAAUUUUGAUUUGUCUGGUGAACAAUUGUUCAGUCGUUGCUGACAUGUCCGUUAGGGUUGUAGAUAAAUGUAACAGGUCAUUGCUGACAUGUCCACUAGGGUUGUAGAUAAAUUUAACAGGUCAUUGCUGACAUGUCCACUAGGGUUGUAGAUAAAUGUAACAGGUCAUUGCUGACACGUCCGUUAGGGUUGCCAGAUUUCCUUUAGCUCCUCAUUUCUUCCAAAUGUUAGAGGUGAGUUGUAUUGCCAGAUUUCCUUUUACAUCCUCAUUUCUACCAAAUAUAAUAGUUGAGUUAGAUGCCAGAUUUCCUUUCGUUGCUCAGUUCUACCAAAUAGAAGAGUUGAAUUAUAUUGCCAAUUUCCUUUAGCUCCUCGUUUCUACCAAAUGUAAGAGUUGAGUUAUAUUGCCAGAUUUCCUUUACGUCCUCAUUUCUACCAAAUGUAAGAGUUGAGCUAUCAGAUUUAUUUUACGUAGAACAAGGUUGUUCAAAAUAUAGGAGCAGUAACUUUGUGGCAAAUGUUCACAUCUCUCAUAGUCACUUAUUGCAAAUGUUCACAUCUCUUAUAUUCUCUUAUUGCAAAUGUUCACAUCUCUUAUAUUCUCUUAUUGCAAAUGUUCACAUAACUUAUAUUCACUUAUUGCAAAUGUUCACAUUACUUAUUUUCACUUAUUGUAAAUCUCUUAUAUUCACUUAUUGCAAAUGUUCACAUCUCUUAUUUUCUCUUUGAAGAAUAGUUUUCAUUGGGUAACAUUUUUUCAUCGUAAUUGCCAUUACCAGCUCAAGUAACGCUCUAGUUUUUUUCUGUCCUCAUGUUAUAUUCCACUGUCCCCUCAGUUUCACGUUAUAUGACUGUGGAUGAGCACAAGGCGCUAGCGGCGUCCAGACUUGGAAUGAACAGUCAAGAUGGCCGAAGACCAUUGUAUCCAACCGGACCGCUUCACCAUACGCAAUCCGGUGUUCACAUGCACAAUGCCAAUGCCACUUUUAACAGUUUUAUUGACGGCGCCAUGAGUCAGUCAGACAGCAGCAGCGUUUACAAUGAUUUCCAGGAUGCUCCACUUCCCCUUAAUUAUCCGCCUGGAUCCAGCACCUUGCGCCAAGCUCAGAUUGUGCAAAAACAUGCAAUAAAACACCGGAUGAUUGAGCAGAGCAAGGUAAGCGUUUAAUUAAAGUAAGGGAUUGGGUGUGGGAACAGAACCUUGGUUUUAUUAAGACUGUAGUUUCAGAACAGAAUGUUGCAUCUUAUAAUAAGAUUGUGGUUUUGGAACCAGAGGUUUGUUUUAUUAAUACUGGUUUGGGAACAGAAGUUAGGUUUUUAGUAAGUCUGAGGCUUGGGAACAGAAGUUUGGUUUUUACUAAGUCUGAGGCUUGGGAACAGAAGUUUGGUUUUUAGUAAGACUGAGGCUUGGGAACAGAAGUUUGUUUUUUAGUAAGACUAAGGCAUGGGAAAAGAGAACGUUGAUUUUAAUUAGACUAUUGUGCUGGUUAAGAUACGAUGGUUCAUAUUUAAUUUUGUUCAGAGAGCGCAUAAUACGCAACUAAGGACUUGACAAAAUAUUAAUAAACAGAUCAACCUGGUCAUUUUAUUUUCAUCACAAAAUUCAUGUUAUCUCUAGUGUAACUUUGAAAUAAUUAAAUGAUGUAAAAAAUGUAAUACUCAGCAACAAAGAAAUUUAAAUCUUUAUACAGUCUCUUAAAAACAAAGUUGUAAGUUAUCAUGUAAUCAGAAAUGAAGUACUAUCUGAUUGACAGGCUAUGUCAGAGCAGUCUAAAGCAAACUAUGACGCCUUUGUAACUCAGGCCCAGAUCCAGCAGUCCUCAUCUCCCCCAGGAAGACCCACCUUCUCUCAGAUCAAUGAUUUUGGCUUAGAAAACAUCUCGGCCAAUCCCAGCUUCAACUUUUCUUCCAAAGCACAUAUACCAAAGCCACCAGAUUAUUCUUUAAGUAAAAGAUCAAAUUCCAUCAGAACCACAAGGUAAUUCUUGCAAUAUCUCCUUCAAAAAACUUGAUUAAAUAAAUCUGAUUAAAGUUUAUACCAUAAUGAGACAACUUUUUGUUGAUUUUGUAACUACUUUUUUAUGUCUUUACAACAAUGUGAAUUGGAGUGGGGGUGGGGGGUGUGCUGUUUGCCAACAGUUUGUCAAUUAAUAUUAAUUGUUGUGUUUUUUUUGUUUGUUUUUUUGCCUACAGGAAACCUGAAAUAGAUGAAAGGAGCCUUAACUUUAAUUUUUACUCCAGUUUACAAGCUACAGGACACGGGUCUCAAAGUUAGCACCAAGUAAGAUUGUUUAAUCUGACGUCAUUCCAAAUUUCCAUACGUGCCUGCUUAAUAUGCCUGAUGUCAGGCAGAUUGUUGUGUAUAAUGUUAGUUCAGGUCGCCUAUCAACUAACCUUCCAUGCAUUCUUCUUCUAAACUUUAUUGAAGUGGCUAUUCGGACCCCGGGCCCGAGAAGUGAGAGGUUGGGAUUAAAAAAAUUUUUUUUAAAAUUGUUAUGUUGUAAGACAAAAUUUGGUAUUAAAUGAAAGAUAAUUGAAUGGACUAUAUGUUUGUAAACUUAAUUCUUCAGUUUAACUAAAAUAAAUUACCACAAAGGACAUCCGAAUAGCAUUGAGUCUAACGGACCAGGGUCCGAAUAGCGGCGCUUCGUGUCCGGGUCCGUUUUGACUAAAUGCUAUUCGGUUGUCAUUUGUAAUAUAACCCCAGAUAUCUCUUCUAUAACCCUUGAUAUCUCACCUAUAACCUCAGAUAUCUCUCCGAUAACCUCAGAUAUAUCAUCUAUAAACCCAGAUAUAUCAUCUAUAACCUCAGAUAUCUCAUCUAUAACCCAGAUAUCUCAUCUAUAACCCUUGAUAUCUCACCUAUAACCUCAGAUAUCUCAUCUAUAACCUCAGAUAUCUCAUCUAUAACCUCAGAUAUCUCAUCUAUAACCCCCAAAUGUGUCAUCUUUAACACCACAUAUCUCACACAAUUGAUCCAAAUUAAAACAACUGGGACAUUGACCUUUACUUUUUUUGUUAAGCUAACUUUGUGUAAAUCUUUUCAUUUCAGAAUUUGGCAAAACAGAGUUCUUUCAAUUUCUUGCACUGUACAUCAUUAGAAGACAGUAUCACAUACUCUUGUUGGAAAGCAUGCUUGAUAUCUUUUUCAAAUGUUUUUAGAAUGUGUCAUGACUACUAUACAAGACUGGAUAAGAUGCGUGCAAUGCAAAACUCUUUUUUAUUUUUUGUAUUUUUCUCCCUCCAUAAAAGAAAUUGGUAAAUAAAAAUGGCAUAUAACCAAAGAUGAUGAUGAUGAUGAUCAGCUUAGCGUAUAGAUGAAAAUAAUGUUUGUUGUCGAAACUCUAGACAUGACAUUGAUUUAAUGUAGCUGAACAUUCCACAAAUAAUCCUUCUUGGAUAUGCUGAUACCGGUACCAAAUAAUAUGUAUAGCAUAUUUUGUAAAUAAUUUGUUUUUUAAAUAUUCAUUUGCUGCAUUUAAAAUUAAAUAAUAUUAAAUAGCUCAUUGUCAACUUUUUUUAUGCGUUCUUACUAUUUAAACAAAAAUAAUUACACUCUAUGAGCAAGAUAAAUUCAGGUAUUCAUCUAAACUUUUUUUAAAAAUUUCUCUCAUUUAUAAAUAUUAUACAAAAGUUGUUCCUGAUAUUUUAAUUAAAUUAUUUUGAUAGCUUAUAUUAUUACGUCUUAUUCUGAUAACUUAUAUUAUUACGUCUUAUUCUGACAUUCCUAUAAUAAUUGGUGCCCUUGUAAAAAAAAAUAUUAUUUAUUGUUAUUGUCGUUCUAAAGCUCCACUACAUUAACCUCAGUCCGUCCAUUGCAAUAUUUAAUCAUCCAAUCAAUCAGUCAUAACUCUGUGAUAUUUAUCCUUCUUCUUUAAAGUGUUAACUUUAAGUGUGACUGAACAUUAGUCUGAUGCUAUUUAUUUUUUAAUAUCCGGUAUAAUCAUUUUCUAGUAAAGAUAUUCCGUAGCAGUUUCAAAAUUGGCUAGCUUAAAGUUUGUGGAAUCCCUCCCAACAUUCUAGAUAUUUUUAAUUUUCAAUAUUUUUGAGUUUUUGAAAUUUACUGUUAAUGCGAUGAGAGGUCCUUUGAUAAUUAUGAACUUUUUAAUGGUAUAUUUUUUAUUGAACUGAGUUAAGAAUAGUGCUGUCAAUAAAUUUAAGAAACAUAAAUUGGUGAACAUCUUUCAUCUUGAGAUGAAUGGAUCUUUCAUCUCCCUGGUAAAUAAACUAAAUGUUGAUUUUCUGCUAUUCCUCUUAUGAGGGAGGGCUGAUCUUUUUCUAGCAGUGGUUGUUUUCUAAGAAUCUUUUGUGAAGAAGGUAUAUUUUAUAAAUAAAAGUUUCCAUACAAGAUGGCAGCAAAGUUUAAGUAAUGUGCAUUUAAUAUGAAACAUUUUUAAUAGAGUAUGGCAUUGAGCAUGCAUACUUACAAAUGUUGCUACUUGUAAUGGUCAUACAAUUUAUAAAGAAAUACAGUGCUUUGAAAUAAAAUUCAACCCAACUUCCAUUGCUAGAAUUGGUUUGAGGAAUAAGUUGUCUACUUCAUUAUUUUUUUACUAUGGAGAACUAAUUUCUUCUGGUUAUUUUCAAACAAUAUGAAUAAUUAUGUUACAGCCUUCAAUGGGAACAGUAAUGUCAUUUCCUCUACAUUAUUUUUUAUUAAAAAAAUAUAUAAUUUUUAUG
Lymnaea stagnalis (great pond snail) is the source of this 32718-nucleotide messenger RNA. NCBI's taxonomy places the organism in Eukaryota, Metazoa, Mollusca, Gastropoda, Lymnaeidae. The record is from the annotation of a GenBank genome assembly.